AACAUUUUCAAACCUCUCCUGUUCCAUCUAUAUAAAGCCCCUCCCUCCUUUAUCCUCUUCCACAUCAACACAACCCCACCCCUUUCUCUCUCUACAUCUAUACAUCACCACCACUUUCUCUCUCCACACCAUCAUCAACUUUUCUUGUUGAGGGAGGAUUCCUAGAGAGCGAAAUUAACACGAGAUGGAUCAUCACCAAGAUGACACAAAAUCAUACAGCCAAAGUGAAGAAGAUUUGUUGGAGCUGAGGAGAGGGCCAUGGACAGUUGAUGAAGAUUUUACUCUCAUCAACUAUAUAGCCCACCAUGGCGAAGGCCGUUGGAAUUCUCUAGCUCGCUCUGCAGGUUUGAAGAGAACCGGCAAGAGCUGCAGAUUGAGGUGGCUAAACUACCUGCGGCCCGACGUCCGCCGCGGAAACAUCACUCUCGAGGAGCAGCUGCUCAUUCUCGAACUCCAUUCUCGUUGGGGAAAUAGGUGGUCGAAAAUAGCACAACAUUUACCGGGAAGGACGGACAACGAGAUCAAGAACUACUGGCGCACGCGUGUGCAAAAGCAUGCUAAGCAGCUCAAAUGUGACGUGAACAGCAAGCAAUUCAAGGACACCAUGCGCUACCUAUGGAUGCCAAGAUUGGUGGAGCGCAUCCAAGCCGCCGCCGCCGCCGCCCCGAAUCUCGACGUGGCCGUGGCCCUGCCGCGCCCCGAGAAUUCGAGCGCGGCCGCGUCGUCGGAGUCCUUCGGGACGCCCGCGUCGGACCUGACGGAUUGCUACAACAAUCAGGAUUGCUAUGCGGCAAAUAAUAAUCAGUUUAGCUAUGGCGAUCAAUUGUCGCUAAGCAGCCCAAGUGGAUACUUCAAUCAAGGGCUGGAUUUCGGCGGGCAGUGGGCGAUGGACGGCGGAGAUGCGUCGGACAGUUUGUGGAGCGUGGAUGACGUGUGGUUCUUGCAGCAGCAGUUCAACACCAAUGCUUGACUUCUUCAUCAUAUAUAGUUAUUAGUUCAUCAACAUUUCAUCACAAAGGAUACAUAAACCCUAGAAAAAUAGGUUCUCUUCUUCAUAGUAUUUGUGGAGAUCAGGGACAAGCUCAUUCAACUUUUGAUGAUAUAUAGUACUAGUUUUUAUGCUUGUAAUUCUUUGUUUCUUCUUUUUUUCUUUAAAAAAAAGUUUGUGGGGGAUUUAAUGAAGAGAAAUUGUAACUUGAUCAUGCUAGCUACGUGAAUUCAAAUUCACUUCAAGCGUCUAA
Messenger RNA from Salvia miltiorrhiza (redroot sage), 1241 nucleotides. RefSeq names its product transcription factor MYB108. Gene Ontology annotation, cellular component: nucleus. NCBI's taxonomy places the organism in Eukaryota, Viridiplantae, Streptophyta, Magnoliopsida, Lamiales, Lamiaceae. Gene Ontology annotation, molecular function: DNA-binding transcription factor activity; sequence-specific DNA binding. The transcript has 3 exons. The coding region runs from base 185 to 970 and encodes 261 amino acids. Gene Ontology annotation, biological process: regulation of DNA-templated transcription. The record is from RefSeq and is a predicted model, not a curated record.